AUGAACGUCCAGCCGAUGUAUUUUGGGGAAAGUGCUCCUAAACACCUCCGAGGUGCUGUGGCCUUUUCCUCCGCUGUUUUCACUGCUUUUGGGAUUUUCUUGGGUCAGGUUGUGGGACUCACUGAGCUGCUGGGUGCAGAGCCUCUUUGGCCCUACUUGCUAGCUAGUAACGCUUUGCCAGGGUUGAUCCAGCUCCUUACCCUACCCUGGUUCCCUGAAAGCCCCAGAUACCUCCUCAUUGACAGGGGAGACAGGGAAGCAUGUGUGCGGGCGCUGGGAAGGCUUCGAGGUGGGGAGGCUCCUGUGUCAGAGAUGGAGGAGAUGCUUCAGGAGCAAGAGGAGCAGCAGCAAAAGUCUGCAGCCUUAAAUUCAGGAUCUGCAGCUCCUGCCAAGACGCCCUGGUCCCUGUUUAAGGAUUCUGACCUGCAAUCGCAGCUCAGAACAGUCAUGGCUGCCAGUAGUGCCAUGAUGCUCUGCGGCAAUGACUCCAUCUACUUCUACGCUUCUUACAUCUUUCUCGAAGCGGGAAUACCACCAGAGAAAAUCCAGUACGUCACCAUCGGCACAGGAGCAUCUGAGCUAACUGCUUCUAUACUCAGCAAUCUACUGAUUGAACGUGUAGGCCGCAGGUACCUUCUUCUGGGAGGGUACAGUCUGAUGUCUUGCUGGACUGUUGUCUUUACUGUAGCUCUUACCCUCCAGAGUCACAGGGUGGCCGGGAUGGCUUAUCUCAGCAUGGCGUGUGUGUUCGCUUACAUUCUCAGCUUUGGGUUGGGCCCAGCAGGGGUGACGGGGAUCUUACCAGCCGAGAUCUUUGACCAGGCAGCUCGGCCGGCAGCGUACAUGGUGGCUGGCUCUUGUAUGUGGAUAAGCCUGUUUUUGGUGGGAAUGCUGUUCCCCUUCAUCGUCAGAGGCCUGGGGAAUUUCUGCUUUCUGCCAUUCUUGGCUGUGUGUUUGAUGUCAGCUUUGUUUUUGGGGUUCACUCUACCAGAGACUAAAGGGAAGACACUGGCUGAGAUUACUGCAGAGUUUGAUAGAAAGAAUGGUGUGAAGAAGGAGAGGCCAGACAUGCAGGUAGAUGAGCCCGUUCAAGAUAAUUACCAGCUUGGUAAAGCCUGCUCCUUUGCUACACUGAUGCCAGAUCCUGAUCUUGACCAAAAGAAUGAGACUGAAAUUUGA
Messenger RNA from Plectropomus leopardus (leopard coralgrouper), 1179 nucleotides. Lineage: Eukaryota; Metazoa; Chordata; Actinopteri; Perciformes; Serranidae. The record is from RefSeq and is a predicted model, not a curated record.